AUGGACGACCUGAAGGUGACGUUGCUGUCCUCUCCAGCCCCAGACGCCUCUACUCUCUCGGAUGAGUCCUCACCACCUCGUCGAUCUUCUCGCAUCCGCGAUUUCAAACUGCGUGGUCGUCAUUCCCUCCCCAAGUGGAUGUACCCUCCAGAAGGCGAGACUCAUCGACUCAAAGUACCCCCACACUCGAUCCAAGCCACCCGCGAUCUCCUGGAGAUCCCGAAGGAGCAUCUAGGCGAAUGGCCGUCCACUGCUAUCUGUGGCAACGAUAUCCUGGCCAGUGUGCUCUAUUCAUCGGGUAUUGUGGCCGCAAAAGCCGGCAAACUCACUCCUUUGGCCCAAACCUUCGUGGCCUUUGUGCUCUACCUCUUCCGCUCCAUUUACGAGGAAGCAGUGACCGCCAUCCCCUUGAAUGGAGGCUCUUAUAAUGUCUUACUCAAUACGACAUCCAAGAGAACAGCAGCUGUGGCCGCCACGCUUGGCAUCAUCUCGUACUUAGCCACAGGGGUGGUCUCCGGCACCUCUGCAUUGCGAUAUCUCGACACCCAAGUGGACGUGAGUGUCGUGCCCGGCACAGUGGCGCUGCUCUUUGUGUUUGCAAUGCUUUCCAUCAUUGGCAUCGCCGAGAGUGCAACCGUAGCGUUGAUAAUUUUUAUCGCUCAUGUGUUCACAUUGACGCUCUUGAGCGGAUUCUCACUCUACUACGCAGUGCACAAUCCAGAUAUUUUCUGGCAGAAUAUGAGGACGGAUUUUCCCGAUGUCAAUGUGGCUGGAGAUGUGAUCAAGGGGAAUGUGUUAACGGGGAUUUUCUAUGGAUAUUCGUCCGCCAUGCUGGGGAUCACGGGGUUUGAGACCUCAGCGCAAUUUGUUGAGGAACAAGCACCCGGGGUUUUCAGAAAAACUCUGCGGAAUAUGUGGAUAUUCGCCACUUUCUACAACUUGUUACUAUCCUUUUUAACACUCGCUGUGCUACCGUUGGAAGGACCUGGGGGGAUCUACAGUGACAAGGAUGUGGUGCUGGCAAUGAUGGGACGUAUGGCAGCUGGCAAGUGGCUGGAGAGUUGGGUAUCCAUUGACGCCUUUGUGGUGCUGGCUGGAGGCGUUCUGACGUCCUAUGUAGGCAUCACGGGUCUUGUGCGUCGGUUGGCAUUCGAUCGCGUGCUUCCGGCUUUUCUAACACGCACCAACAAGUGGAGAGGCACGAACCACUACAUUAUCCUGCUCUUCUUCGCGCUACAAGCCAGUCUAGUGAUCUUACUACAUGCUGAUGCCACAGUUUUGGCUGGCGUAUUCACAUUCGCGUUCCUCGGAGUCAUGGCACUCUUCGCCUUUGGCUGUAUGCUGCUCAAGUUGAAGCGUGAAGAUAUUCCACGUGACGUCCACGCUCCGUGGUGGAGCUGUAUCUUUGGACUGGCUAUGGUUCUACUUGGACUUCUGGGAAAUCUUCUGGGAGAUCCAGCGAUCUUCACGUACUUCGCUCUCUACUUCGUCGUUUUCGCCUCGACGAUGUUCGUCAUGCUGGAGCGCGUCUUCAUUCUGCGUAUCUUGCUGUACAUUAUGCAACAACUCUUCCCGUCUAGCAGUGCUCGCGACGGCGCAGUUGAAGAUAUUGAGGUAGCCAAGUCUCAAGGCAAAGAAAAGAGCGGAUCUCGGACUGGAGCUAAAGGUGGACGCACGAUUACUGCCGUGCUGCAAGAGAUCCACCUUCCCCCGAUUGUGUUUUUCCUCAAGACGCCAGACCUGCCGCUGCUUAACAAGGCGAUUCUCUACGUUCGGAAGAACGAGCAGACGCACAAUUUACACGUCGUACACGUGAGUGAAGACGCUAAUCUAGACGAAGAUGACAGUGCUGAAGUGACCGAAGCUGAUGUGCAACGACGGCAGCUUGAACGAGAGAAUGUGGAGGAUAUGCGUGAAAUGACUCGCGUGUUCGACCUCACGUAUCCGAAAAUUAAGAUCGACUUUGUGCACGUUUGCGGCUCAAGUUUUGAUACUGCGCUCGUCCACUGGCUGUCGGACCAAUUACAGGUUAAACCCAACAUGAUGUUCAUCCGGCAGCCUGGCACCAAGCACAUUCAUCAGGUAGCUGCCCUCGGUGUAAGAGUCAUUACUGGCUAG
Molecule: messenger RNA, 2118 nt
Organism: Phytophthora infestans T30-4
Lineage: Eukaryota; Oomycota; Peronosporomycetes; Peronosporales; Peronosporaceae
Exons: 1
Coding region: 1-2118 (705 amino acids)
Biological process (GO): transmembrane transport; amino acid transport
Cellular component (GO): membrane
Molecular function (GO): amino acid transmembrane transporter activity
Source: RefSeq, a predicted model, not a curated record